GCAAUACGGCCCCACAGGUCAGAGAGCUAUCAUCGGCGACGUGCCGACACCCUACAAACGGGCUACUUUAGCGGUCCUGCGCCGUCGUCGCGGCCGCCUCGGCUCCUCCCGUGCUCCGCCUUCUCGACAGGCUGAGGCAAAGCUUCCAGAAUGACGGGCUGGAUCAGCGAUAGCGACGACGCUGAGAAGUUCGAGUCGGACAGUGACGGCGAGGUUUUGGGGAGCCUCGGCCGAGCUGGCUCGCCAAUUGCGCCCUCGAGGAACCAGCUAGGUGCUCCUGGCCCGUCACUGCUGCAUGGUAAUGGGAAGAUCAAAGGAGCAGGGCCAUCUGCCUCUUUGGUGGAGCAUUUUGUAGGGAAGGGUCUCAUUAAGGAGAAUGGGGAUGGUGGUGCAGAGUCAUUACUAGAGCUUCUGCUAACGUACAAGGCAAUAAGCAGUGAACCUUCAGUGGAUAACUGCUCCGCUUCUGGUUGUGGACCUCGGACUUUUGAUGAGAACAAUGGCAUCCUUGCAAGUCGUGAUGCACAGGGUGGUGGUAGGAGUAGCAACAGGGAUCUUACAUCAGAUGAUUCUGGUGAUGAGGAUUUCCUCCUACAAGGCCUAUCACUAAAGGAAGAGAAAAUCGAGUCCCUAGUGAGAAUGGGCUUUCCUAAAGAUGAAGCAGAAAUGGCUGUUGUUAGAUGUGGGCAGGAUGCACCUAUGUCUGUUCUGGUUGAUUUGAUCUAUAAUUCAGAAGCUUCAGAAGAUGGUUACUAUGGCAAUUUCUCUGAUCAUGAGGAUAAUUCUUAUGGAGGAAGAAAGGAAAAGAGGAAGAGAUUUGAAGGUGCCGAAGAAGGAAGUAGAGGCCCCUUAGAUACUAGCAGUGACGAACCAAUGCCUCUCCCAAACCCAAUGGUUGGGUUUAACCUGCCAAAUCAGAGGAUGAGAUCAGUGGACAGGUGUCUACCCUCAAAGGCUAUCGGGCCACCCUUCUUCUACUAUGAGAACGUGGCCAUUGCUCCGAAGGGUGUCUGGACGGCGAUAUCACGGUUCUUAUAUGACAUCCAACCUGAGUUUGUGGAUUCCAGGUUCUUAUGUGCGGCUGCCAGGAAAAGAGGUUACAUACAUAACCUGCCAAUUAAGAACAGGUCACCUCUCCUUCCCUUACCCCCAAAGACAAUAUUUGAGGCCUUCCCCCGAACUAAAAAGUGGUGGCCGAAAUGGGAUCCAAGAAAACAGCUCAAUUGCCUCCUCACCAAUGUUGCUAAACCAAAGUUGAUGGAACAGAUUCACCAUGCUCUUGCAAAAUUUGAAGGUCUGCCACCUCGACGUGUUCAGAAGUAUGUCUUGGAAACCUGCAGGGAGGGGAACCUGGUAUGGGUCGGUCUGAACAAGGUUGCUCAUCUGGAGCCUAAUGAGAUGGAAUUCCUGCUUGGUUUUCCCAAGGACCACACCAGGGGAAUCGGCAUGACUGAGAGAUACAAGUCUUUGGGAAAUUCAUUCCAUGUCGACACCGUCGCAUACCAUCUCUCAGUACUUAAGGACAUGUUUCCACAGGGCAUGAACGUUCUUUCCUUGUUCUCUGGCAUUGGAGGAGCAGAGGUAGCUCUCCACAGGCUCGGAAUACGCAUGAAGACGGUUGUUUCGGUGGAGAUAUCUGAGGUGAACAGGUUCGUCUUGAGGAGCUGGUGGGAUCAAACCCAAACGGGCACUCUGAUUGAGAUUGCUGAUGUUCAGAGCCUGACUUCCGAGAGGCUGGAGUCAUGCAUCAGGAGGAUUGGUGGUUUUGACCUCGUGAUUGGCGGCAGCCCCUGCAACAAUCUUGCAGGGCGCAAUCGGUUCCACCGUGAUGGCUUGGAGGGCGAGCAUUCUUCCCUCUUCUAUCAUUAUGCUAGGAUCUUGGACACUGUGAAGUCCACCAUGGACAGAAUGUAGAAGAUUAUUGCAGUCUAGGAUCUCUGCUGCGUUUUGUGGGGUAUUCGGUGGAGCAAUGACUGCCCUAGCUCCCGAUUUCAUGGGUGCAACUGGUUCAGCAGCCAAUACCAUCAUAUAUGGUCUUGAUCUGUUUGGUUUCUUUGGUUUAUGACCAGGCCAUGGCUACAUCGUCCUGCUAAUCAUGCCCUGACUGGCAGUGCCCUCUCUUUCAGACGUUAUUUGUGGUAAUUUCUGUCCAGUAUGUUCUGGUUGAGCUGUUAAUUGCAAUAAUUUCUGUCCAUUGGCUUUGAGCUGUUAUCAAAAUGGACACGGGAAGGAAUUUUUAGCAAGACAACGUGUUACUGUUACAGUUGCAGGAAACCAUGCUUCUUGGAUA
Panicum hallii is the source of this 2290-nucleotide messenger RNA. Its product is annotated as DNA (cytosine-5)-methyltransferase DRM2-like. The record is from RefSeq and is a predicted model, not a curated record. The coding region runs from base 151 to 1914 and encodes 587 amino acids. Gene Ontology annotation, molecular function: protein binding; DNA (cytosine-5-)-methyltransferase activity. Lineage: Eukaryota; Viridiplantae; Streptophyta; Magnoliopsida; Poales; Poaceae. The transcript is spliced from 8 exons. Gene Ontology annotation, cellular component: nucleus.